Messenger RNA from Myripristis murdjan (pinecone soldierfish), 4268 nucleotides. Its product is annotated as protein FAM160A1-like. The record is from RefSeq and is a predicted model, not a curated record. Lineage: Eukaryota; Metazoa; Chordata; Actinopteri; Holocentriformes; Holocentridae. The coding region runs from base 297 to 3734 and encodes 1145 amino acids. The transcript is spliced from 18 exons.
ACAUUACACACACACACACACACACACACACACACACACACACACACACACACACACACACACACACACACACACACACGGAGAGAGAGGCUGACAUUCCUUCAUCUGUGACCAUCGAGGCUCGCUCGCCCAUGCCGUUCCAGCAGACAGCUGCAGGCCCCCUGCCGCCGGCUCGGCCCCGACACGGAGCCUGACUCCGGGUGGACAGACGGAGCCACGCCCCCUUCGCGCCGCCACACAGCCACCAGAGGGGCGGGGGCAUGGUGUAGCCCCGCCCCCCCUGACCGCCAGUCAAGAUGAUGGCCUCGGUGGUUGUCGGGGGCAACCGGAGGAAGUCGCUCACGCUGAGAGGGGUGGACCCCGAGACCUGCAUGAUCGUCUUCAAAAACCACUGGGCACAGGUGGUGAAGAUCCUGGAGAAACAUGAGCCUGCUCGUCCGGCCUGCGGGGCGUUCAGUUUCCUCUCUGGUCAUUCUGCCGGAGGCUCUGCGCCGCCUCGUCUGGGGGUCAUCCCGGCCGACGAGGCCAGCGCCGUCCAGAACUACGUGGAACACAUGCUCUUCCUGCUGAUGGAAGAAGAGGCCGGGCAAGGUGGAGCGAUGGGUCCCAUCCUGGAGUUUGUGGUGGUGGAGGGAGUGAUGGAGCGGCUGUUCCUCUGGAGCCUGAGGAGGCAGUUCACCGAGGACAUGAAACUGGAGCAGCUCAGGAUGUACCAGAUGCUGCUGUCGCAGGCCAGACAGCCGCUGCUGCACCACAAACCGGUCCUGCGACCGCUCAUGAUGCUGCUGGCCUCCUGCGCCGGAGCUGGAACCGGCAGUGGUGGUGUGGUGGAGGCCGAGCUGGUUCUGCUCUUACACCAGCUGUGUGCUGCUCUGGUCAAGGACCCGUCUGUCCUGGAGCUUUUCUUCCACACCAGUGAAGACCAGGGAGCUGCCAACUUCCUGCUCUUCUCCCUGCUGAUACCAUACACACACAGGCAGGGCUCGGUCGGCCAGCAGGCCCGAGAGGCUCUGCUGCUCAUCAUGUCUCUGUCAGCGUCCGAGCCCCGAGUCGCCCAGCACAUCGCAGACAACACCUACUUCUGCCCUGUGCUGGCCACAGGGCUGUCUGGUCUGUACUCGUCUCUUCCUGCCCGGCUGCAGGUUUACAGUGAAGACUGGCACUUCCUGGACCAGGCCGACUGGCAGCAGGUUCCAGCGCUUGUCCACUUCCUGCACUCUCUGGACUUCUGCAGUGCCGUUACCAAGGUGGCACAUCCCUCCAUCCGGUUGCAGUUGCUAGGUUACAUCUACAACGGCUUCCUGGUUCCUGUUUUGGCUCCUGCGCUGCACAAGCUGACCGUGGAGGAGGUGAUGACCACCACGGCGUACCUGGAUCUGUUCCUGCGCUCCAUCGCAGAGCCCGCCCUGCUGCAGACCUUCCUGUCCUUCAUCCUGCUGCACACGCACGACAACGUGCACAUCCUCGACACGCUGGUCAGCAGGGUCAACACACCCUUCCAGCUGGGCACGGUGUCGCUGGCUCUGUUCAGGACUCUGAUUGGUCUGUUCUGCGAAGACGUUAUGCUGCAGCUGGUGUUCAGGUAUCUGAUCCCCUGCAGCCACCUGAGCAGGAGGCAGCGCUGCUCUCUGGACCAGACACACUGCCUGUCCUCCUGCGCCGCCUCCUUCCUGCUCCUCACCCCGUCCUGGUGCCCGCUGCACCUCCCACACACACACACUGAGCACAUCCACUGGCCCCAAGGAGCAGAUCCCUCGGUAUCGGACAGUGUGGCUUUCUGUCGCGGUUCAGACUUUCUGAUGGACGUGAACUACCUUCACUACCUCUGGGACGCCCGGCUGGCGAUCUCCACCGCCCGCAGGGCCUGUCGGCUUUGGUCAGCUCCGUACAACGGGAUCGACCCGCCGCCUGGCGAAUGCCGACCAGAGACACCAGGAUGCGAUAGAGAGGAAGAGGACGAGAUGGCCGACGAUAUCGAACAACAAGACAAGAGCAACUCCGUCUGCUCCGUCUGUCCCACCUCCACCCUCUCCUCCACCUCCUCCAUCUCAGAUACCGUCUCCACAGGCAACCAGGCCGGACGAGCUGGCUCGGUUCUGGAACUGGAGUGGGACGAUAUGUUCUUGGAUGAUGACGCUGCUUCGUCAACAGCUACAACGGCUGUUCUGACGAAUGGCGGAGUUUGUGUGGACGUAUCCGUAGGGGCUGACAGACGCCUGAACGCCGCUCUGCCAGUACCUCCCCUUCUUCCUCCUCAACACAUACAGGAAAUGCGACGCAAUGCAACCAUGUUGGUGCACGGCUUGUACGUGGAGGAAACUGAAUUUCAGGAUGAUGUUCUGGUGUAUGAUCUGGUCGCCCAGAAAGACGCCAAGGUAGCCAUGUUGGACCGGAUGGCCGCCAGCUGUCGGACUGACGGUAACAUCCUGAACGGACAGCGGACAUCAGCUCUGGCAACAAUAGCGAUGACUGGUAAGACGGUGAUGGACACCAUAAAUAGUAUCAUGUCGUUGAGGAGGAGGAGUGAGGACGGAGCAAAGGAGGGCAGGAGGAGCAGCGAGGAUCAUGGGAAGGAUGUGAGGAGUAGAAAGAAAGGAGCCGAUGUGGACAACAAUCUGACAGAAGUGCAAGGAGAGCAGAAUGGAAAACAAUCGCUCGCCAAUGGUUUUAGCGAUAAGAAGGACAUCAUCAGCGAAUGUGAUUACAGCGAGGAGGAGGAGGAGGAAAAAACGAACUGUGAACUGACUUCAGAUGACAAGCCAUGCACGCAAAACUGCAACCUGAAUGUCUUAAAUGCUAACAACCACCACACGCACACACAACACCAUAACACACACCGUCACGAUUUACCAAAUGGUCACGCUGAAUUUGAGUCACAUGAACCGUCUGUAACCGAUAACUUCCUGCCUGUUACUGAGGCGACUAACGGCGAUGACUUCCUGUCCCAGUACCGGGAGCUCAUGCUGUCUUUAGGAGUGGAGCCGGACGGCGAAGAAAUCACCGACAUCGGCUCGUUCCGGAGGCGCAUCCGAGCACUGAGGGAGAGACAGGAGGAGGAGGGGCUUGGAGACAAAGUGUACUUCAACUGGCUGUGGGAUGACGGUGAGGAUGACGGAGAGGAGGUGGUGCUGGAAGAGGAGGAGGAGGAGGAAGGAGAGACGGGGAGAAGCAGCAGGAGGAAAAGCAGCAGGAAGCGUGAAUUCCCGUUCACAGGGCCCUUCAUCAGUGUGCUGCUGUCCCGCCUGGAAAACCUUCUGGAAAACUCCAUCGCGGUCAACCUGCUGGUGACCGGCAUCCUGGCCCAGCUGGCGUCGUACCCGCAACCUCUGCUCAAGUUGUUCCUGCUCAACACGCACACGCACUACCAGCCCACCGUGCGCACCCUGUACCAGGUGUUGGUCUCGGUGCGUGCCCAGAUCGAACGCUACGUCUCGGCCAGACCAGACUAUCCCGCCCUGCUUACUGAGGCCUGGAGGUUCCUAUUGGCUAAAGACCAAGACAGCAAGAUCAGAGAGUGCCUCCAGUCUCAGGAUGAUGACAUCACAGUGGGCGGUCCUCUUCCUAACGGCUCCCUGUCUCCGCCCCCUCUGGGAGCCACCCCCCCUUGUCCGCCCAUCCCCCCCCAGGCCCGGAGCCGCGUCUUUGCCAUCGUCCUGUACGCCGAGUUCCUCAAAGAGCUGGCUGCCAUCGCCCAGGAGCACAGCAUCGCCCCGGACGGCGCCGCCGAGGAGUAGGAAGGAGGGCUGCCAGGUUGAGUCCUUGCCGCAACUUCUGCCGACGUGCCCUGCAGCAAAGCUCUGACCACGUCUAACACACUGCACUGGGGCGACUGAGCAGCUCCAGUAAGACUGAGCGCUCUGAAAUCCCUACAAAUAUGAGCGAAAAACAUGAAAACGUUUAAAGUAAUUUAAUUUAAAGUGUCUGGAGUUAAAUAUCUGUUUUAUUACGGCGGCAUGUUAGGGCCAAAAUACAGAGCCGAGGAGGGGGGGGGGGGGGUAAUAUCCUAGGAAAAAACUCUGAAUUACUGAGACUUAAGUCAUAAAUUCACGUGAAAAAAUCUUGGCUAUUCCCUGAGAUUAAAGUGGUACAUUUACGAGAAAAAACUCACAAAUUAAUUAGGAAAAAAAUAGAAAAUACUGUGGUAAUAAAGUCACAAAUUUACAAGAAAAAAAACCCUGAAAAAACAUAGCUUUUCUUUUACUUUUUUAUGAUAAUAUUGUGAUUCUGGGCUAAAAUGCUAAGUACUUUAUUGUUAAGAAAUCCAAUUG